Messenger RNA from Patiria miniata (bat star), 1267 nucleotides. Its product is annotated as regucalcin-like. Gene Ontology annotation, molecular function: enzyme regulator activity; calcium ion binding; gluconolactonase activity. Gene Ontology annotation, biological process: L-ascorbic acid biosynthetic process. NCBI's taxonomy places the organism in Eukaryota, Metazoa, Echinodermata, Asteroidea, Valvatida, Asterinidae. Bases 151 to 1062 code for a protein of 303 amino acids. The record is from RefSeq and is a predicted model, not a curated record. The transcript is spliced from 5 exons.
UGUAUUAUCUUUAUUCGACCUUGGCCGGCCCAGCUGCACUUUGUCCGCAAAGCCGCGACGCCGGCGGCCGGUGCUACACAUAUUAACAUGUACAUAUAACAUGAUGUACGCCCCUUUUCGUGCAACGAAAUUGCAGUAGCUGCAGGUAACAUGGCGAAUUCUGACAAAAUAAAGAUCGAAGCAGUAGUCAAGAAUUGCGGUGUGUUGCUCGAGGGACCGCAUUGGCACGCUGCUAGCCAGACCCUUUAUUUCGUAGAUAUUCUGGGCAACACUGUGCAUCGCUACCGUCCCGCGGACAGCUGUCAUGAGAAAGUUAAUGUUGGUGAAAAUGCAGGAACCAUCGUCACGACAACAUCGGGCAAGCUUCUCCUUGCCGCCAGGCUCCGUUUCGCUUACCUUGAUUGGUCGACUGGGGCCUUGACAACCGUCGCUAACGUGGAUGCGGAUAAACCCGAGAACAGAUUCAACGAUGGCAAAUGCGAUGCCAAAGGAAGACUUUGGGCAGGGACUAUGGGUCCAGAGGACAAGCCCGUCGAAGUGCGUCGGCGCCAGGGCUCCCUCUACUGUCUGCACACUGACAAGUCUGUCACCAAGCACGCAGAGGACUUGGACAUCUCUAACGGCAUAGCCUGGUCCCUUGACAAUAAGAUCAUGUACUACGUUGACACAUUGACCAGGCUAAUCGAGGCUUUCGAUUACGACCUGGAAACUGGAAAAACAAGUAACCGUCGCCCAGCGGUUAAAGUGGCUGCAGAGGAAGGCUGGCCCGACGGCAUGUGCAUCGACGAACAGGGCAUGCUAUGGUUAGCAUGCUUCAGCAAGGCACAAAUCAUCCGAUACGACCCCACGACUGGUAAGAAACUUCAAACCAUCAUGUUUCCGACUACUAACAUCACCUCAUGUUGCUUUGGAGGGCCCAACUUGGACGAACUGUAUGUGACUUGCACACGAGUUGGGCUCAGCGAUGAAGUCGUGAAAAAAGAACAGCCGUUGGCCGGUUCUGUCUUUAGGGUCACGGGGUUAGGGGUCAGAGGUUUUGCUGGUGCCGACUUUGCAGAUUAAUGGGUUGCAAAAAUGUUGGCGUUGUUCCUGACUUCGGCUUUAAGAGAUCCAGGGCAUGACUUGGUAGUAUUGGUGCAAGGCUGGAUGUCCCUAAUACUGCCGGUCCCAUUAACAAGAUGGAUAUCUAGUCUUGGGAGUUUUGGCAGUGCUACCCAGGAAAUUCUGAACAUUCAUGUAUUCAUGCUAAUACAUAAAAAAAAAAAAA